ACCUCCAUAUGCCACGGAUGCGGCCCUAGAAAACACACACACACACAAAAAGUCUUUUAGAAUCUAUUCUUUCUGAAAAACUGUAAAUAAGGAAAGUGUAAGUAAAAUCCAAGGACAUAAAUAAUCAGUGAUAGCAAAGGGCACAGGGUAAAGAAAGAUUACCUACCCUGGAACCCAGCCAGCUCAUGGUCACAUCUUUCCUGUGCCUGUACUACAAAAUACAACUUAAUGAGAAAAUGUAGUCUACAUUCAUACAUUCCAGGAUUCACCUGGAGCCUAUUUAAUAAUCAGUAUUAGUAUGUUUUGAAUGCUAAAUUUUACACUCCUAAGGACCCCAGGUAGGGAGUUAGGCCUAGAGGUGAGGACCCUCUGUGGGAUCCACACAGCUCCUGGCGGUCCUCUACUGUGGCAGCUGUGUGUUACGUACUGAGUGUUUGUGUCUUACCCCCACGCCCAGUCCAUAGGUUGAGGCCCUAACCCCGAGUGUCACAGUAUUAGGAAGUAGUCUUUGUGAGGAGAUUAGGGUUAGGUUAUGAGUUUGUGCCCAUGAUGUGAUUCGUGUCCAUAUACGGCACAGAGCAGAGCCAGCAGCCUCUCUGGCAUGUGAGGGCCUAUGAGAAGGCAGCCCUCUGCACGAGGGAAGAUACCUCUCACCAGGAGUCAGGUGGGCCAGAGCCCGGAUCGUGGACUUCCAACUUCCAGAACUGUGAGAAAUAAAUGUAUUUCAGCCACCCACUCGGGGGUUUUGACAGCACAGCCCAAGUUAGCCAGGCCACCAUGCAUCCCCUCUCACUGAGUUCUUUGUGGGCGCUCUCUGGCAGAGUGAUGCCUACAACACAAAACCAGGAACAACGGCGGGCUUGUCAUCAGGCUGUGCUUCAUGUUGCAGUACUUGUCCCGGCACAGGGCUUGUGUGGAGCCGGCGAUAAAGAGAUCUGCCCCAGGCCUCCGUGGUGCCUUGCGGGGUGGUGAUAGGCACUACUGCUUUCAGUGGACACACCGCGAGACUGUGCGCCCCCUUGCUCAGCAUCGCUGGAAGUCACAUGCUUUUUUGUAUCUAGACUCUUUGGGAAGGACGGUGUGAAGAAAUAAAGUUCAAGUCAGUCUUUAGGUUCCUGCAAGGUGCUUGGGAGCUGAUCAAGACUUCAAGCUAAAGAUGGUGAUGCUGAGUCGCCUGAGGGUCAUCCUUCAAGCCUCUCCGUGCAGGGCACUGUGGAGAAGGUUCCAGAUUCCGAGGUCCAUGUCAGCGAGACCUUGCAGCCUCUACACCUGCACUUACAAAACCCGGAACCGAGACUUGCACCCUCUCUGGGAGAGCGCGGACCUGGUCCCGGCGGGCGAGCGCCAGUCGCCCAUCAACAUCCGCUGGAGGGACAGUGUCUAUGAUCCUGGCUUAAAACCGCUCACCAUCUCUUAUGACCCGACCACCUGCCUCCACGUCUGGAAUAACGGGUACUCGUUCCUCGUGGAAUUUGAAGAUUCUACAGACAAAUCAGCUAGGCAAGCCAUCAUAAAGAGGUACAGAUUGGUUGAUACUGUGGCAUCAAUUAUUCAUGAGGACACGCUUGUGGAAUUUGGGUCAUUCGACCCUUCCUGCCUGAUGCCCACCUGCCCAGAUUACUGGACCUAUUCGGGGUCCCUGACUACCCCACCACUCUCUGAGUCUGUCACCUGGAUCAUUAAGAAGCAGCCCAUAGAGGUUGCUCAUGAUCAGGUACGUCCUUCCCACAUUUCUGCAUUGGGAAAUUCUAGUCUGCCCCUUUAUAACAAGGCUGGGCUCAAACUUCGGCAUCGGUUUUUAACAUCUUGUACUGCUUGUUAUAUAUGUUUAUUAAAAUGUGCUAACAUUUUGUCUCAGUUUAGAUAUGGAUUUGGAGAUACUUCAAAUUAACCAGAGAGAGGAGUUAAAACAUAGACAAACAUAAGUUUUUACUUUAAAUUCUUGACAAUAACAUAUAUUUUACUGUAUAUGCAUUGUGUAGAAUCACUAUAAAAGGUAAGACACUUUUUUUAUGGCUGCACCCACAGCA
Messenger RNA from Phacochoerus africanus (Common warthog), 2030 nucleotides. RefSeq names its product carbonic anhydrase 5B, mitochondrial-like. Lineage: Eukaryota; Metazoa; Chordata; Mammalia; Artiodactyla; Suidae. The coding region runs from base 1157 to 1891 and encodes 244 amino acids. The record is from RefSeq and is a predicted model, not a curated record. Gene Ontology annotation, molecular function: zinc ion binding; carbonate dehydratase activity. The transcript has 5 exons. Gene Ontology annotation, cellular component: cytoplasm; mitochondrion.